Hyposmocoma kahamanoa is the source of this 1035-nucleotide messenger RNA. Its product is annotated as eukaryotic translation initiation factor 4E-binding protein 2-like. The record is from RefSeq and is a predicted model, not a curated record. The transcript has 2 exons. Gene Ontology annotation, cellular component: cytoplasm. Bases 144 to 491 code for a protein of 115 amino acids. Gene Ontology annotation, biological process: negative regulation of translational initiation. NCBI's taxonomy places the organism in Eukaryota, Metazoa, Arthropoda, Insecta, Lepidoptera, Cosmopterigidae. Gene Ontology annotation, molecular function: eukaryotic initiation factor 4E binding.
AUUUAUUUUAGGCAGCCGCGCCACUCUGCUCAGUUCUCUUCAUCAUCGACUACUAAGUGAUUGUGAGUGUGGUCUCUAAAACGAAAAAGUCUUUCAUUCUUUAAAAAUCUUUCUCUUUUAAAAGUUAAUAAAAGUCUAUCAAAAUGUCUGCGUCACCGAUUGCAAGGCAAGCUACUCACAGUCAGGUGAUUCCGUCAAGAAGGGUGCUUAUUACGGAUCCUACGCAAAUGCCAGAUGUCUAUUCCAGCACUCCUGGAGGCACCGUCUAUUCAACUACACCUGGAGGUACCAGAAUAGUUUAUGAGCGAUCCUUCAUGAUGUCGCUGAGACAAUCACCGAUUUCGCAAACACCACCAAAGUGUAGUCUCCCUGCUGGGCUGCUCAAGAACCCUGGCGCCCACACAGCGACGCACUCGCCUUCACAGAAGAAUGUGCGCUCAAAUUCGAUUUCCUUCGAUGAGUCGCAGGAGACUUUCAGUAUGGAUCUCUAGACUAGUGUAGGGUAACCAUUGUAUUGUGGGACUGAUUGGGUAAAGUCUAAUGAGAAAUAAUGGUCAAUAUGUCGCAAUUAAGAAUAAAAUUAUGCUAUUUUUAUAGUUCCCGACUUAGCUGCUCAAGUUUGUGCUUCAGAUUUACGAAUAGAAGUUAUUUGUCUACUGUGUUUUGUUUGCUUAUUUUUAACGUGGUUUUUGUUUAACCUAUCCCUUGGCGUAGUUAUUUUUUAGUAUAUUUUAACGAUAUUCCUCCCGCUGCAUUUUAGUGUCUCUAAUUGUAAUAAAUUUAAUUACUUAAUCAGUAUUCCACAUUCACAAGGUUCAUUAAAUUUAAGGUCAAUUGUAAUGUUAGUUUAAACGUGACUGAACCAUUGUUUAACGUUCGAGACGUGGUCCUUUGCCGCGAAAAAAAACAAACUAAAAAAAUGAUUAACUACACAAAAAAAGUUCUAAAAACUUACAAAAUAUAAAAAAAACACUGACCCAAUUUUUAAUGGAAUGGUUGCAAAGUGUGUGAAUUGUUAUUGUUUAAAGAAAGUGA